AUGAAAAUUACUAGGUUAAAACAUGUUCGACGAAUUCUGUCAUUUUAUCAUAAUUCCUUGGGUAUAAACGAACCCUAUCAAAUACUAGUGGAUGGAACUUUCUGCCAAGCUGCUUUGUCCAACAAAAUUUAUAUCAAGGAGCAACUACCAAAAUACUUGGAUGGAUCGGUCAACCUUUGUACAACUAAAUGCGUCGUUCAUGAAGGCAGAAACCUUGUUGAUACCAACUAUCCAUCACUAUUAGGAGCAGUUUUAAUUGCAAAGCGAUUUUACCAAAAGCAAUGCCACCAUAAAUCAAGUUUGCCUGCUGCAGAAUGCAUUUUGGAUCUUAUUGGAGAAAAGAAUCAAAAUCAUUACUUUGUAGCAACUCAAGACAAAGAUUUACGGGCAGCGUUGCGAAAAAUUGGUUGUGUACCAAUAUUGUAUAUCAAUUAUAAUGCAAUUAUACUUGAAAAGCCAUCAAUGAAGACAAAAACAACUGCAGAGAACAUUACUCAUGAUAAACUUCAGCCAUCACAGUACCAGAAAGAAGUUUUAAACCUAAUGAAAAAGGCUUAUCUUCCUGAAUCACAAACAAAGUUUAUAAAGCGCAAAAAGCGUAAACGACCAGCUGAACCAAAUCCUCUGUCCUGUAAGAAAAAGAAAAAACAAAUUGUGACUGCAGGAGAAGAAACGGUAAUAAAUGUUAAUUUAAAUAAUUUAUGA
Molecule: messenger RNA, 705 nt
Organism: Trichoplax adhaerens
Lineage: Eukaryota; Metazoa; Placozoa; Uniplacotomia; Trichoplacea; Trichoplacidae
Exons: 6
Coding region: 1-705 (234 amino acids)
Cellular component (GO): small-subunit processome; nucleolus
Molecular function (GO): small ribosomal subunit rRNA binding
Source: RefSeq, a predicted model, not a curated record